AUGGUCAAGCGUAAACUGGCAGCACUCGAGAAAGUCGAAGCGGACCUGCCAAACCUGCAGAACAAGAUCAAGCGCGAUCCCAGAUCGUACGAAAAUGAUUUCCUCCACCAAUACAUGCAGUAUGAGAACCAGCGCACCAUCUACCUCCAGUCGCCUGGAUCGGACACCGACAGCGGCCUCGCAUCCUUCCGAGAACUCAUAGAAUUCGUUGCACACGUCUCCGACUGCUACAAGCAACACACCAAAGACUUCCCCGCCCAUCUCAUCGAGAUCCUUUCGUUAUACCAUGCCGAACUCGAACCACAGUUGCGGGAGAAGAUCGUGGGCAGCCUGGUCUUACUGAGGAAGAAAGAGUUGAUCACCUCAAUCGCUCUGCUGCAGUGCCUAUUUCCGAUAUUGACAGCAACGCCCAGCAAGACCUUCCGAGCAUUGCUCUUCCAGAAGAUCUUGAGUGACCUACGCUCCGCGAACACACCGACUAUCAAUCACAAAUUGAAUCGUAUCAUCCAGACGGACCUGCACAAUCUCGUCACCGCUGACAAAGCGUCCCCUCGGGCGCUAUGGGCUGUCAAGAUCACCAGGGAAAUGUGGAAGCGACAGAUAUGGACAGACUCAAAGGCUGUCGAAAUCAUGAAAGAGUUUGUUGUUGGUGGCGUCCGCUUCUUUCUCGGCGGAGACAAAGAGCGCGAGGACUUGGAAGACGAGAGUUCCGACGAAGAACGGAUCGAUAUGCGCCAACUGCGGCAUCAGGUUGGAGUCAACAAGAAGAGCAAGAAGGCGGAACGGAGGCUGGAAAAUGCAGCAGCAGCUGUGAAGCGGAAAGAGAAGAAGAAGAGCCAACCACACCAGCUGAACUUCUCUGCGCUCCAUCUCCUCCACGAUCCUCAGUCAUUCGCAGAGGAACUCUUUUCCAGACAUCUGCAAAGCACCCGCUCGAAGCUGAAUCUGGAGCAGAAGCUGCAGGUUUUGCAACUAGUAUCACGACUGAUCGGUCUGCACAAAUUGACCGUCAUCAGCUUCUACUCUUACUUCCUCAAAUAUCUUACUCCGCGACAGCCGUCCGUCACAUCAUUUCUGGCGUCUCUGGCACAGGCAACGCACAAUCUCGUUCCACCAGACGUAAUUGAGCCACUGGUGCAGAAAAUCGCCAAUGAAUUCGUGUCGGAAGCAGCAGCUGGUCAGGUAGCGGCGGCCGGGCUCAACGCUAUCCGCGAGAUUUGUGUCCGGCAACCUCUGGCAAUGAACGAGACUUUACUGCAGGACCUGGUCAUGUACAAGAAAAGCAAGGACAAGGGCGUCAUGAUGGCAGCAAAAGGCCUGCUGGGCUUAUACCGCCAAGUUGGAGCGGACAUGCUGAAGAAACGAGACCGAGGCAAAGAUGCAGCUAUGAAUCUGAAGACCGGUGACCAAGUACAGCACCGCUAUGGCGAAGAAGCAGCUGGCGAGAUAGAAGGCCUCGAACUGUUGGAGAAAUGGAAGGAAGAAGAGCGGCAGAAGAAGGGUCUUGCCUCCGACGAGGAAGACCCAGAGGAAGACUGGAAUGCUUGGGAUAUUGAAGACGCUGACAGCGACGACUCCGGCGGCUGGAUCGACGUCGAGAGUGACGACGACAUCAACAUCUCCGACAGCGAAGAUGAGAGACACACCCCCAAAAAGCCCAAGCUCGACAACGAAGACAAAGAGAACGAACCUGCCGCUACUACUACCAACGCCCACCGCCACAUCGACGACCCACUCACCGCAACCGAGAUCGAAGGCCUGUCCUCCCUGUCCGCGGGCAAAGCCACCCGCGCGCAAAAGAUGGCACUCCUGCAGCAGCACAAGGACGACCGCGAGGAGCACAAAGGCCGGGCAGCGCGGAAGAAGGAGCGCAAGGCCGAGUUGGGCAAGAGUACGACGAACAAGGAGAAGGCGAGGCGAAAGAAUUUCAUGAUGACGCUGGGCAAGGCGAAGAAGAAGGGAAAGAUUAGUUUGGUGGAUCAGAGGAAGGUGUUGAAGGCGAGUGAGACGCAGCAGAGGGGCAAGAAGGCGAGGAGGUAA
Cyphellophora attinorum is the source of this 2040-nucleotide messenger RNA. Its product is annotated as Protein sda1. Gene Ontology annotation, biological process: ribosomal large subunit biogenesis; ribosomal large subunit export from nucleus. Gene Ontology annotation, cellular component: nucleolus. The transcript has 3 exons. The coding region runs from base 1 to 2040 and encodes 679 amino acids. The record is from RefSeq and is a predicted model, not a curated record. NCBI's taxonomy places the organism in Eukaryota, Fungi, Ascomycota, Eurotiomycetes, Chaetothyriales, Cyphellophoraceae.